This is a messenger RNA of Haemorhous mexicanus (house finch), 1086 nucleotides long. It is a transcript of the gene TNMD, whose product is annotated as tenomodulin. Gene Ontology annotation, biological process: negative regulation of endothelial cell proliferation; negative regulation of angiogenesis. The coding region runs from base 51 to 1001 and encodes 316 amino acids. The record is from RefSeq and is a predicted model, not a curated record. NCBI's taxonomy places the organism in Eukaryota, Metazoa, Chordata, Aves, Passeriformes, Fringillidae. The transcript has 7 exons.
UCCCUGACUCCACCUCGGAGCGGGCUGGCUCCUCGCACACGGACGAGACCAUGGGAGGGACGGCGGAGCACUGCCGCUUUCUGGACGCAGAAGCAGCCAAGCCGCGGGAGAAGAGCUGCCCCAGGUACCAGCUCUGCGGACUGCUCUUCAGCCUGCUGCUCCUUUCCUUUAUUCUGAUAUUUUUUGGUGUCAGAUACCUCUGGAACCCAGCACCCAGAAAAGUUUAUGACAUGGAGCACACGUUCUUCAGCAAUGGUGAGAAGAAGAAGAUUGUGAUGGAGAUUGACCCACUGGCCAGGACAGAGACCUUCAGCAGCGGGAAUGGCAGUGAGGAGAUCCUGGAGAUCCAUGACUUCAAAAACGGAAUAACUGGCAUCUUCUUUGUGGGACUUCAAAAAUGUUUCAUCAAAACUCAGACUAAAGUCCUGCCUGAGACGACAGAGGCCAAGAUCCCUGAGCUUGAGGGACAAGAAAUCACCACCACCUACUUUGAGCAGUCUGUGGUCUGGGUGCCUGGGGAAAAGCCCAUUCAGAACAAGGAAUUCCUGAAGAGCUCCAAAAUUUUUGACAUCUGCAAAAAUGUGACCAUCUUCUGGAUCCACCCCACACCAAUAGCAGCUCCUGAGCUGGCCAACCUUGAAGGGGCAGAAGAAGAAGAGCCUGAGCUGCUGAUGGACAGCCAGAGCUGGUUGGACGGGGGGAACGAACACGAGCUGGAGGAGGACACGCGGGCGGGGCCCAAGCGUCGGGCGCGGCAGCUCACCGAGGAGGACCUGCCCGUCAACGACUACUCGGAGAACGGGCUGGAGUUCCACCCUCUGUGGGAUGAGCGAGGCUACUGCUGUGCCCAGUGCCGCCGUGCCAACCGCUACUGCCGGCGGGUGUGCGAGCCGCUGCUGGGCUACUACCCCUACCCCUACUGCUACCAGGGCGGCAGGGUCAUCUGCCGCAUCAUCAUGCCCUGCAACUGGUGGAUCGCGCGGAUGCUGGGCAGGGUGUAGCCGGGCCGUGCCUGCUGCCAGCCUCCAGGAGCCUGCUGGCACACCGACAGCGCCGCGGGGCACUGCCCGGCCGGUGAGCCCGCAG